UGCAGAGGCUCUUCUUCCACCCCCUGGAGUCCCGCGGGACCCCGAGCCAGCGGAGGAGGACUCUGCUUAUACCACCAGGCAACGGGCACAAGCCACCACGGAAGGCAGAGCUAAUCGGACCUGCACGGUGUGUUCACAUGAGAAGAGAGUUUCUAAAGCUCAAUCGAUACAUGUAUCUUGAAGUCUCAGAGGGCUUGGAAGACACUGCGGCGAGAGGAGACUGACUUUUUCUUACAGGCCAAAGGUCCUCACAACCAGGAGCUGCGUGUCCCUACAUUCUCAGGCCUUUUGUUACUUGGUUCUCUACUGUACAGCAAUAGCUACAGUUCUGACCGAGAGCCAUCAGGAUUUUCCAGGAGGACAAAGGUAACGGUGACGUUAUGACCUCGGCGGGUCUCCAGCUCCUUGCUUUUGCCCUGGCCUUAUCUGGGGUCUCUGGAGUGCUCAUGGCCACCCUGCUGCCCAACUGGAAGGUGAAUGUGGAUGCGGGCUCCAACAUCAUCACAGCCAUCGAGCAGCUGCAAGGGCUGUGGAUGGACUGCACGUGGCAUAGCACCGGGAUGUUCAGCUGCACCUUGAAGUACUCCGUGCUGGCCCUCCCCACCCACGUGCAGGCCGCUCGGGCUGCCAUGGUCCUGGCCUGUGUCCUGUCUGCUGUGGGGAUCUGCGCUUCCACAAUCGGGAUGAAAUGCACUCGCUUAGGAGGGGACAGUGAAACCAAGAGUUACGCUUGUUUCGCUGGGGGAGCCUGUUUCAUGGCUGCGGGGAUCUCUGGUUUAAUCCCGACGGUGUGGUACACGAAGGAGAUCAUAGCAAACUUUGUGGAUGUGACAGUUCUAGAAAGCAACAAACAUGAACCCGGAGGAGCUGUCUACAUUGGAUUCAUUUCGGCCAUGCUGCUGCUUAUCUCUGGCGCGAUUCUCUGCGUAUCCUCUAUAAAAAAGAAUUCGGAAGCUUGGCUCCACCCCCCCAAGCAGCAGCCCAUCUCUACCACCCAGCCAGAGGACCAUCCAGCAUACUGCCUGAAGGAUUAUGUGUGAAUAACUGUGUGAUGCACAUGACUUAGGUGCCUGCUGUGAUUUCUGUAUUUUAGAUUAAAUACAAGAAUUGUGCUUACCUUUCUCUACAAAGAAUGUAAAAUACUUAAAAAAUGAAGUUGUUCAAAAUGCCAACAAACUUCGUGUACAAUUAUCUGUUUUAGAUGAUUUUUCCAUUAUUGUUUUCAUGUUUUAUCUAAAGGUUUAUAAUGGAAAGAGGUUCUGAUUAUAUCAAUAAGGCAACGAACUGAUGGCUUUUUUUUUUUCCUUUUUAAGAUAAAUUGUUGAUACAUCUUCCUAACUGGUACUUCACUGGAUUUUAUAAAAGAACCCCAUUGCCAAGUAUUAAAAGCACCUUGUCCUGGUGUUAACCCAGGACACCCUCUGCUUUUGCUCCCUCUUCUCGGCAACCCCCCAGUCACCUGCUUCUGUUCUCAAGCCCCUCUACAGGCCUGUGUCCCACGUUGCACAGAGGGGCUGCCCGCCUCCUUCACAGGAUGCCCAAACCGGCCACCCCAAGUCCCCAUCUACCGUCACCUCCCCGGCUCUGUUGACAUUUUAGGAAAAAUAUCUCCAUAUAAUAUGGCAUUCAAAGAUUAGGCAGAAAUAAAGAAAAGAAAUUGGUAAAUGCUACCACAGCAAAGCAAAACCAAACCAAACCCAAACUGAAAUCUCUAGGACUUGUAAAGCAUCAAGUACAAGCUAAGUGAAAACAAGAAGUUUGUUUUAAAAUGGCUUAAGAACUGCCCUGUUCUGGCUGCUAAAAAGAGGAUUCUCCAGAUUAAGUUCAUUUACCGCUAUCAUUUUUGACUUACCCCUAUCACUUAAUAGUGCACUGAUUAGUAUCUGGAUGAUAAAGGUUACUUUCAAGUUGUCAUUUUUUUUUCUUUUAGGUUUGAAUCAUGUUAAUAAAAAUGUUUUUAUAAAUGAGCUGCUUCAAUUGGUUAAUGGAGGUAAAAAGAAUUCUUAAAGAAUAAAGGAUGCUUUAAAAGAUGUUAAAUUAUGAUAUGUAAUUCAAACACUUUAUAAGAAAAUAAAAAUUGAAUUUUCUAAUGUGCAAA
This is a messenger RNA of Kogia breviceps (pygmy sperm whale), 2098 nucleotides long. The record is from RefSeq and is a predicted model, not a curated record. Lineage: Eukaryota; Metazoa; Chordata; Mammalia; Artiodactyla; Physeteridae.